AUGUUCUCAAGUCCAACCCCUGCUUCGGGCAGUCGCAGCUUAGCGGCCAACGCUCUUCGCGGUGCGGGCCUCAUCGACCGCGACGAACGCAUGCGGGAUGCCUCAGACAAGCCAGGCGGUCGCAAGGGUCACAACAAAACACACAAAGCUCGCUCCUCCCACCGUUCCCGCCCGAUCGACGCACUGACUGGUAAAGACCAGCCCGGUACUUCUGUUAAUUCCCGAACAGCCAUGCUCGCCUCACGGCUGGCUGCAGGUGAUUCAUUAGCGAUACGCGGUGCUGCGAAGGGACCACUGGGCCGUUUACGCAGGAACGCUGUCUCCAGUGCCGAUGCCGCCCCUGUUGAACGAAAGCUCUUGGAUCUUAUGAAAGAAUUCGUGAAUAGGAGAUGGAAUUCUGAAGCAAGAUUUCUGGAUCUUGAGCGAAUAACCAAAGAUGAGUUUGUGCAGAAGACCAGAAUUAUCAAGGGGCCACUCAAUAACGCAAUCAAGGAAUUUUCCGUUAUUUUUAAGAUGGCGUCGCUUCUAUCUCCACCAGUUGAAACAGUAUCUUUGGCUGGCAAUGAUCUCGCCAACAGCGCUAUUCUCUCGAGGCUAUCCCAUUUCCUCCCCAAACUAGCCAACUUAUCGCUUCAAGGUAACAAGUUCAUCUCGUGGAAGGACUUGGAUUCCAUUUCCGGGAAGAGGGGCAGGUUACAGCAAUUGCGCGAGCUUAUAUUACUUGACAAUCCAGUUCGUGACAUCGAGUAUAAGAAUGGCCGCAUUGAUCGCUAUAAGAGUGAGAUAGCGAGACGGUUCCCGUCACUCGAAAUUCUGGACUUGGAGGCAAUUCCUAAAAUUGCCUUCGACGCACCACAUGCUGCAUCCACGUCGACUUCGACCUCUGUGCAGUCGGCGGCCACCACAUUUCCCGCCAAUAUGGGACCAUCGUUUAUUACUGGAGUGGAUAGUGGUGUUGUCAGCAAUUUCUUCAUGAGAUAUUUCCCUCUGUUUGAUAAUCAGCGUGCGGCGUUAAUGGACGUAUACCACCCUGAUGCGACCUUUUCAUUUUCAGCAAAUACUGCUAUCCCUGCUCGAGCACGCAUAGAAGGCUACCAUUAUUCGAAAGACAUGCCGAAUCAAAAGAAGCUGGAAUGGACGCCAUGGCUCUCUGGUGGACAUGGAGGCUCCCGCAAUUUGAAUAGGAUGGGUGGAGGCAUCGAGAAGAUGACGAAGACGCUACAUGUAGGGCACGAAGCGGCAGUGAGGGCUAUGGCUGACUUGCCCAGCACCAAACAUGAUGUAGCCGGGGCUCCAGAUAAAUUUUGCAUCGAUGCGUGGCCCAUCCAACAAGGGGAUUCGGCCCAGCUGUUUAUCACGGUGCACGGACAGUUUAUUGAGGAGCCUUCGCAAGGUGUUCGCUCCUUUGAUCGUUCAUUCAUCUUGGCCCCUGCAGCCGACGACUCACGCGCAAAGCAAAAUGGCUGGAACGUCACCAUUCUUUCCGAUCAGUUGGUCGUCCGAGCGUAUUCCAGCCAUGAGGCCUGGCAACCCGGUCCGAUGCGCGUGCAAGCGGGCGAACCAUUGCCCUCUGUAUCGGCGGGCCCACCGAUAACUCCGCAGAAUCAGGUAGAAGCGUUGGCGGCAAUCCCGGAGCCACAGCGAUCGCUGGUCGUGCAGAUCUGCCAGCGGACGGGUCUUAAUGUCAAGUUCGCAUUGGAUUGUUUGCAGGGUAACGCAUGGGAUGUCGAACGCGCAGUUGCAAAUUUCGAGCAAGUGAAGAGCACUCUCUCCCAAGAUGCGUUCAUAUAG
Fibroporia radiculosa is the source of this 1791-nucleotide messenger RNA. RefSeq lists its product as uncharacterized. Gene Ontology annotation, biological process: poly(A)+ mRNA export from nucleus. NCBI's taxonomy places the organism in Eukaryota, Fungi, Basidiomycota, Agaricomycetes, Polyporales, Fibroporiaceae. The transcript has 10 exons. The record is from RefSeq and is a predicted model, not a curated record. Gene Ontology annotation, molecular function: protein binding; RNA binding. Gene Ontology annotation, cellular component: nucleus. The coding region runs from base 1 to 1791 and encodes 596 amino acids.